ACUAAACAGAACUCUAAAAAAUACACAACUCUAUUACAUUCUUUGUUUCUCUCUCUUUCCAUUACCAUGGAAGGUCUCAAUUUUCUCAGAUUUUGGAAACAUAGCUAUGGUGCUCACAAAGAGAACCAAAACCAACCUUGUUGUGAAAACAGUGGCACCACGGAGAUUCCAAAGUCUUUGAUUGUUUCAGAUCAUGAGUUGGAUGAAGGAGAGGACUCUUUCAUUGACUUGGAGCUUCCUAUGCAUGAGUUUGACGACAAGGGAAAUGCCCACGGCAACAGCCAUGAAGAGAACGGUGUCAAAGGCAAGAAAAGAUUCAACUCCAAGAAAGAGCGAGCAUUCCACAAACCGGCUAAGAAUGUUGGUGAUAAAGAGCUCGACUUGCCACAGCACACUCGUUCUUUGUCUCCGAAUGAUCACUUCUCCAAAAGAAAGAUCAUUCCCAUUGAGCCAAGCUCCAAGCCUCAAUCUCUCAUAGCUCUGUUAAAAUCUGCUCCAAAGUUUCGACUCUUUACUCUUAAGAAGUCAGAGUCAAUGGCAAAUACCUGUAAUACAUACACAGCAGAGAAAACAGAGUUCCUCGGUAUUUCUAUGGAGACCCCAAAGCAUGAAAAACAAGGCAAGAGCGAACAUUUCAAAGUGAAAUUCAAAACAGAGGAGUCUUCAAACCUCCCAAUCUUCACCAGUGAAAAUAGGUUGCGGAAAACAAAAGGCAAAACAGAGGAUUCGUUUUCAGAUGAUUCCUCAAAGAGAUUAUCGAAAGAUCUGAUACAGAAAUACCUGAAUUUAAUCAAGCCAUUGUAUGUGAAAGUCUCCAAAAAGAAUAGUCAAAGUGACAAGACAAAAGUCUCAGGCGCCUUAUCAAUGUUAUCCCCGGUGGCUUCUCCAUCAACGGUAUAUUCCAUGAAGGAGAAACAGGGGAAUCUUUCAACAGGGGUUAAAGGGGUUUGCAAGCACUUGGGAAAGAGCAGAUCAGCCUCGGCUGCCUCAUCACCAAUUAAUAGGAGAGAUGAUACGCUGCUACUGCAACAUGAUGGGAUCCAAAGCGCCAUUUUGCAUUGCAAGAAAUCUUUCAAUUCAAAUAGAGAAUCUUCUUGGUUGUCGAGAUGUACAAGUGAUUCUUCACAAGAGAAGCUAAGCAAUGCAUCUUCUACAGAUUCUUCUCUUUUGUCACGAGUUACAAGCAAUUCCUCAUACGAGAAACUGAUGGAUUCCGCAAGAAUAUCUAUUGAAGAAGGAACUGUCUUCAGCACCUGACGAAGUACUAGAAAUCUCGGGAAAAAAUGUUGUUAAUUAAAGCAAUAGAAAGAAAAUAUUGGACAGAGACCUUGAUUUUUAUUAUGACGACGUUA
Messenger RNA from Durio zibethinus, 1352 nucleotides. NCBI's taxonomy places the organism in Eukaryota, Viridiplantae, Streptophyta, Magnoliopsida, Malvales, Malvaceae. The record is from RefSeq and is a predicted model, not a curated record.